AUGCUAGACAGAUUGCUACAAUCAUUACACCAAGAACUCCCAACAACAAUUCAGGAUAUUAUAAGAUUACAAUUGGAAAAUAUCAAGAUACUUCUUCACUUAUUACCUGAAACUGCUAUACUUGAUCUACCAGAAGAUCAGUAUUAUAUCUUAUUAACAAUCUUUUCAUAUUUCAGCCCAAAUGAUGAAGUUCGAAUGGGUAAUAUAUCUGCUGAAACAUGGCAGAUACUCAAUCAAAAACAUUCUGAAUUUUUAUCACGUUCAGCAAUCGAUACACUUCUCAAUACUACUAAUAUUGUCGACUUUAGAGAAAAUGCUCAGCAAAUUAAUUGA
This is a messenger RNA of Funneliformis geosporum, 333 nucleotides long. NCBI's taxonomy places the organism in Eukaryota, Fungi, Glomeromycota, Glomeromycetes, Glomerales, Glomeraceae. The record is from the annotation of a GenBank genome assembly.